ACAGUGGCUCUUUGUUUUUUAACUACAAAAAAACCUUUAGCAUAGUCCUACUCGCCACUUGUGAUUCUAACUACACAUUUACUGAUGUGGAUGCGAUGGUGGUAUUUUAUCGAAAAGUGCCUUUGGGAAAAUGAUUUUAAGGGCAGAACUUGACAUACCGUCACAAGAUUAUCUUCCAGGAUCUAACAUAAAUUCCCCAUAUUUCUUUGUUGGUGACAGUGCGUUUCCACUAAAACCGAAUUUAAUGCGACCAUAUCCUGGCAGAAAUGUGUCCACCCUAAAAGCUAAUUUUAAUUACAAGCUCUCUGCUGCGCGAUUACUUAUUGAAAAUGCAUUCGGCAUUUUAUCAAACAGAUGGAGGGUUCUACAUAAGCCCAUUCAUGCCGCGCCCAAGAAUGUAGAUAAAAUAAUUUUAGCAACAAUUGUGUUACAAAACUAUCUUAUGCUGGAUAGAGACCCCAACUAUUUUAACGAGAAUUUAGUCGAUCAUGAAGUAAACGGAAGUUUAAUUCCAGGUACUUGGAGGGACACAGACACUUCAAUGAACUCUGUCAAAAUAGGGCAAAUAAAUUGCUCAUCUGAGGAAGCAUUUAACCUUAGGGAAACUAUUGCUAACUAUUUUACUGCAACUAAUAACUGA
This is a messenger RNA of Rhagoletis pomonella (apple maggot), 640 nucleotides long. Its product is annotated as protein ALP1-like. The transcript has 2 exons. NCBI's taxonomy places the organism in Eukaryota, Metazoa, Arthropoda, Insecta, Diptera, Tephritidae. Bases 131 to 640 code for a protein of 169 amino acids. The record is from RefSeq and is a predicted model, not a curated record.